AUGUCAUCACUCGCCCCAACCCUGAAAGAUCCCUCCCUCCUCGUCGAAGGACGAGCCUUCAUCAACGGUAAAUGGCCUAUCUUCGCUUCAUCACAGACCUUUCCCGUUUACAACCCCGCGACAAACACCAUCAUCGGCCCAGCACCUGAAUGCACCGUCGACGACGUCAACAGCGCCAUCUCCGCAGCAUCAGAGGCCUUUCCCCUAUGGCGCGCUCAAUCAGGCCGUCAGCGCGCAAAGAUAAUUCGCAAAAUCGCAGAGCUACUUGCAGAGCACAAAGCCGACAUUGCAAAGAUCAUCACUGCGGAGAAUGGAAAGGCCAAAACUGAUGCUGAGGGCGAGGUGAUGUUCUCGGCGGGGUUCUUUGAGUGGUUCGCGGAAGAGGCGCCGAGGCUGUAUGGUGAUGUGGUGCCGCACUCGCAGCCGAAUGCGAGGAUUCAGGUUAUCAAGCAACCCGUUGGCGUUUGUGGUUUGAUCACGCCGUGGAAUUUCCCUUUGGCGAUGGCUGCGAGGAAAGUCGCUGCUGCGCUUGCGGCUGGGUGUGCUGUUGUGCUCAAGACGGAUGGCGUGACGCCUUUUUCGGGGAAUGUUCUUGGUGUCCUUGCUGAGCGCGCUGGUCUGCCGAAGGGGGUUCUCAAUAUCGUUACUGCUCUGGAUAACACACCGAAACUAGGUGUUGCGCUGUGCGAGUCUGACGUCGUCAAGAAGAUCUCCUUCACGGGCUCGACCCGGGUGGGCAAGAUCCUGAUGAAGCAAUCAGCCGAUACUCUCAAGAAGCUAUCUCUUGAGCUUGGAGGUAACGCACCGUUCAUCGUAUUUGACGAUGCCGACAUCGAGACCGCAGUGUCCAGCGCCAUCAUUGCCAAGUUCAAAGUCACCGGUCAAACAUGCGUUUGCGCCAACAGGAUCUACGUCCAAGAAGGAAUCUAUGACCAAUUCUCCAAGCGCCUAGUCGAGGAAGUCGGCAAGUUCAAAGUCGGUAACGGUGCCGAUGCCUCAGUGACACACGGCCCCAUGACGACGAGUGUAGACAAAGUCGAGGAGCAUGUCAAAGAUGCCCUUAACAAGAAAGCCACGCUUCUUGUCGGCGGCCAGCGACUACCCGAUCUCGGAAAGAACUACUUCCAGCCGACAGUUCUGGGUGAUGUUGACGAUACGAUGGCUGUUACAUUCGAAGAGACAUUCGGACCUCUUGCGGCGUUGACAAAGUUCAAGACAGAAGACGAAGUUAUCGCGCGAGCAAACAAGUCCGAUGUCGGAUUGGCUUCUUACAUCAUGACAAACAACCUAGCGAGAUCGCACCGCGUACAGGAGAGAUUGGAGUUUGGCAUGGUGGCCAUCAACACAGGUGUCAUCUCAGAUUGGGCUGCUCCAUUUGGGGGUGUCAAACACUCUGGUAUGGGGCGAGAGGGUAGCAGAUAUGGUGUUGAUGACUACAUGGUUCUCAAGACUAUUGUCACUGGUGGCAUCAAUACCGUGUACAACCCAAGGCUGUGA
Fusarium redolens is the source of this 1497-nucleotide messenger RNA. RefSeq names its product Aldehyde/histidinol dehydrogenase. The transcript has 2 exons. NCBI's taxonomy places the organism in Eukaryota, Fungi, Ascomycota, Sordariomycetes, Hypocreales, Nectriaceae. The coding region runs from base 1 to 1497 and encodes 498 amino acids. Gene Ontology annotation, molecular function: succinate-semialdehyde dehydrogenase (NAD+) activity. The record is from RefSeq and is a predicted model, not a curated record.